Molecule: messenger RNA, 5012 nt
Organism: Drosophila bipectinata
Lineage: Eukaryota; Metazoa; Arthropoda; Insecta; Diptera; Drosophilidae
Gene: Slob
Product: Slowpoke binding protein
Source: RefSeq, a predicted model, not a curated record
UUUUGGUGUGCCUUAGGAGGUUUGGUAUUGGGUGGAAUUGUUGUCAUCUCAUAUUGGAUAAGACGAUGCAGGACACUUGUAGCGAGGUCAACGAUCCAGCGGCAGCGGCGCAUCCGGAGCCGGAGCUCAUCAUCAACUGCCAUCGGGGGGACGACAGGCGGGAUCAGCGGGAUCAGCGCGAACGGGAUCAUCUCCCGCGGGAUAGCAAAGUCAUCACCCGAUCACAAUCAUCGGCGUCGGCGCCGUCGCAUGCUCCAGUGCAUCAACUGAAGCAGCAGCAGUCUCUGCCCACCCCACUCACCCAGAAACCGGAUCCACAGUCUCAACACCAUAAUCCGCACGCCUCCAAGUCCGUCUCGAUUCUAGUCUACAAGACCUUGAACACGGUCUUCAAGAGCAGUCGCAAGAUCAUCGUUCGCGUUUGUGAGGUGGCUAGCGCCAAGAAGUCCUUCACCAUGUUCAAGUUCAACAAGGCGGCCCAGCAGCAGAGGAUCGACAAUAGGGCGAGUGCCGUCACAGGGCAUGACCCCUUUGUCCGACCGCCGGUGCCCGAAAAGAAGGUGAAGCAUAUUAUGAAGAAGCUGCACAAGGCGAAUGGACUGAAACGCUCCAACUCGGCUAUCGAGUUUGAUGUCUCUGCCUUGACAGCCGCCAAUCGCCGCCAGAUCUACAGCAGCAAUCGGUCGGCGAGCUCGGAGCAAGAUAACUCAGAUCAGUCCGAGCAUUCGGAGAAAUCGCCGCUGGUUAGCGCGAGGUUAGACAAUCUAGCUAGGCUCUUCUUUAGCAAGUCGAUGCCAGCGGAAACCGGAAGUAGAGAUACCAUAGAUUCAGUACUGACAACAAGGCCCAACAUCAAAUACCAGUACUCCGCCUUGGACAGUGGCAAUGGGAUCGUGGAGCGCAGUCCCAGGGAGCGAGCUCAAAGGGAGAAGGCCCUCAAUGCCACCCAGGAGUGGAUUCAGAGUGCCAAUGGGCGCUACGAGGUGAUUGCCCACCUGGAUGAAAUAGGUUCGAGGCACGGAAAAAACUGGUUUCUGGUUACAGAUGCUUCGGUUCGCACAGAUCGUCUGCAGACUCUGCUGCCUCUGCCACCCGACUGCGUGGCCUUCGAGGAUCUGCCGCCCAACGAAUGUGCCAGGGAUAUCCUUAUGGAGCUGCUGGGCUCACUGCAUCACCCGUACAUAUAUCCUGUGCUGGACCUGGGAUUCUUGCGCAACAGCUCGUAUAACUACGCGUGUCUGGUGACGCCAUUCAACUCGCGCGGCAGCCUCAAGGAUCUCAUUUAUAAGGCACAGUGGAACGAGCCGUGGGCCAAGAAGUAUACGCGUAAGCCAAAUGGACUGCCAGUGAGCCAAGUGCAGCGACUGGGCCGUCAGAUCCUGGAGGCUCUCCUCUUCCUAAAGGAGCGCGGCUUUCCGCUUCACGGUCACCUGCACAGCGGCAAUGUCAUCCUGCAAAACGGCGCCGCCAGGUUAUCGGGCUUGGAGAACGGCCUGCUCGGCCUCAGUUCGCGCAUCAACGCCGUCAUGUGGUCCCGCUCGGUGACCGAAAUCGAGAAUGUCGACAUCGUCUGCUUCGGCCAUCUGCUCUACGAGAUGUGCACGGGCCAGGAGCUGACCACCCCCAAGCCGUCCAUGCGGGUGCUCGAGAUGGAGCUGCAGCACUAUCCACAAAUUGGCCAGAUUCUUGAGAUAUUAGGUCUAAUUUUUGAACCGCCUAGCGGUGUGUGCCCCUCCGUUGAGGACCUAGUCCUAUGCGAUCUCUUUCGCAGCAUCGAUUUGCGCGAGCUGCGAGGUCCCUGUUUCAGUACAAUUAAGCCGAGCCUCAGUAGGUCCACCCUGAACCUGCUGCACGCCGUGAAGAAGCGCCAAUGCGCCUCGUUGGGGCAUUCCCUCAGCGAGGCCAACUCCCCCUGUACGCCACCCUCCACGCCGCACGAUCGACGCACUGGGAUCAGUCGAACAAUGGACUCAUUUGACAUAUCAAGCGACUCGGAAGAGGGUCUGCUCGAGGAGAUUGUCGUUGGAGGAAGCUGCCACCGGCAGCACUUGCUCCGCCUGCAGCAAUGGCACUCCGCCCACUCGUAUAUUCACUCGUACGAGCCCUCGGAGUCACCGAUUCAUUAUUGUGACCCGGCUGCCCUCUACUCGGAUGAUAAUAGUCAUGAGCCGGGCCAGGACACCCAGCCGCCCACCAUUCGUUGCAGCACCAGCAGCCAGAGCAACCUGAAUGUCAUUCUGGCCGAAGGCGGGUGCCUAACCGAAGAGGAAGAGGAGGUGGAGGAGAGUGUCCAGGAGGCGGAGGAGUGCGAGGAGGAGGCCAGUGGCUCGUCCUCAGUUGGAGCCCAGAGGCUGCAGGCUCCGGCCUGCUCUUCCAGCUCGGCUGGGGCCUCCUUCAACCACCAACUCACAGCCGACAUGUGCAACUACAAGAACUCAAAGAGCCGGCGGCUGGAGUACUCCCUGAAAUGCCUCAAAUACGGACGCAGCAAUCCUUCGCAGGACUCGGCCUUCGGUUCCCUGACCGACAAUGACCUCUCCAUCGGUUCGUCCAGCAUCCGGCUGAGCAGUUUCCAGUCCAUCUCCUCGCCCAUCGACGAAGGUGUCGAGGACAUCAUCAUAGCCACCACAACGGGUGGCAACGAAACAUGCCUGGAGUUGGCAACCAUUCCCAGGAGUAUGGUGUCGCAGGACUCGGCCAUAUCUUCGCCAUGUCGCGAGAGUUCCCCCAACAACUUUCUGCACAUCGAUGAUGCCAUGUCGGGGACGGGCUCCACUUCGUCGGGCUCGGGUUGCGGAUCUUUUGGAAAUAUUCGACCCCAACAGUUUCCCGUCUCUCUUUCCCCGAAAAUCUUUGUUACAGCUACCAGUAACUCGAGCAGCUCUUCGCUGGCCUCCACCAGCAAUGCGUGUCAAGGUCAGGGUCAGGGACAAGGUCAGGGGCAUUACCAGCAGCAACAGCAAUUCGAUCCGCCCAAGAUCCUGGUCAAUGAUCAGAAUUCCAUCUACACCACAUCGCCCUCGAAGCGAUCUGGUAUGAUAGAGGUCUUUUCGCAGAAAUAUCGGGUGAGCUCCUUCGAGGACAUGUCUCCCAAGCGAACAUCCGACAAGCAGCACCUAAAGCACGUUAACCGCCUGGCAUUUCGAUCCUUGGAGGAGGAGCGCCGCAUCGACAACGCCUUCCUGCCGAUGGCAGAUCGGACUCACUCCGACAAUCGCGUCAACAUGCAGAGCGAAAAGUAUAAGAAACUGACCCACGCCUCCUUCCGGAUCAGCAAGGGCCAGGGCCAGGGCCAGGACUCGCCCACGGCGACGCCCACCAGCCAAACGCCGCCCAGCCACCCGGGCAACUGCAUGGAGAUGCAGAGAACCGGAAGGCAGACGCUCUGGCGGGAUAGCAAAUUCUACAGGAAGAACAGGAUAGCGAAGAGCAAUGACUCCCUGAUGGAGAACAAUCCUUCGCCCAGGAUAUCGCCCUGUUCCUUGCGGGACAAUCAAUACGAGAGCCGGAGCAGCUCGCAGGCCAGCCGAAGGUCCUUGAGUGGCAGCCAGCAAAUGCUGAGUGUUACCACAAGUUUUUGCGGCAAUGGCAGUGGCUCGAGAAACUCGGCCAGAUACUGUAGCUCCAAAAGCGAGGAUCUGGGCGAAUCCUCCGACUAUUUGAGGGUCAUGGACGCCCGGAAAUCAUAUUCGGAACGUCACUUGGUGCGACUCAAGCAAACGGCCAUAAACAACACACACAGCGAGGACGAGAUGAGCUUCAACGAUGACAAUAAUCCAACGGUAUCAUCGCAGGGUCAAGGUGAAAAGCAGCAUCACUACAAUCAGAAUCAGAUUCAGAAUCAAAAUCAGAGCCAGGGUCAGCACCACCAGCAGAAGCACUACAAGGCACCGGGUGGCAGGUGGAGCAGCAGCUGCUCCAUUGGCGGCCACCUGAAGACGACCAAUAUAAAGACCACCUCGCUGUCCGCUCAGUCCAGCCAAUCGAAUUUAGUGGCCACCGCGGCGGCACAGGCAACUGCCAGUUACAGGACACCUUCGAAGUCCCUCGAUCAGAGCAUCCAGAACAUCCAAAACAUCCCGAACAUCCCGAAUCCCACCACCAGUAGCAACAGCAGCAGCAGUUCUAGUUCGGUGGACGAGUCCCCCUCACGACUGACUCUGAGCGGUGUCGAUUUGUCCAGGAUCUUUGUGAUGGACAUGGACGAUGCCCCCGGGAGCAGUUGUAGCGAGGAGAAGACUCCACUCCUGGACAGUGUGGAAAUGUCGCCGAUCAGCCCGACCGAUCCAGAGGAGCCUGAUCUGAACCAGCUCUAAAGCAGCUCUCUCACAUAACGUACCAUAAUUAUUAGAGCCAUCUUAGUCAAGCUGCAAGAAUCCUGGCAACAGGAUAAUAAAUCAUAUUACUCGACACACACUCGCACACACACCCAGACACGUUUUGAGCAGCCGAAAUGCAAAGCAUGUGAUAAAGAAACCAAAAAUAUGUAACAGAAAUCGAAAGAGGAACCAUCAAGUUAUAGAACUAUUAGGAAUAGGUACGUCAUGACACUAGAGCGGAGGUUGUAAAAACACAGGGAAACAGGAUACCCAAUAACUUUUAUAUUUAAUAAUUUAAAAUUUAUUUAUUUAUAUUCAUUAUCGAUAAUCUAUUCUAAAAGAGAAGUAAUCCCUGGACACAUAGUUUCAAUUAUUAUUUUUGUAAAAUAUUUAGUUUCCGAAACCUCCCUCUUGAAAAGUCAAAUGUUGGUUAAUAUAAGCAGGUAUUACACACUCAUUUUCACCCACACUGGAAAAAAUAUACACAAUUGGGCUGCUUCUGCCUUUGCUAAAUCCACACUCAAAGCUUUCUUCUGGUAACAAUAAUAUUUUUCUCUUUAUAUUGAACUUUAGCCGGUUGCUUUUACAGCAACGCGAAAAUUAACUAGAAUAUCUCUCCACUGACUAGCUAAUCUCUAGACUGCUAAGCCACACGAGAAGACACAACCAACAAACAGACAAAUUAUUAUAGAA